UCAAAUUGAAGGGGCAAAAUCUCUAGCUAAAUGCCGUCGUUAUUCCGCGUAAUCAUCUCCGAGUUCGCGAAGACCUUUCAGACGAUGGUAAGCACCGAGAAACUUCAAGCUUUCGUCGCGAAGACCCACCUUGCUCGUGACCCUUUCUUCGCAACGAAGCUUGUCAGGUUCUAUGCCUUAAACGGUGAUCUUCACUCUGCUCGCAAAUUGUUCGACGAAAUUCCCCAGAAAAGUGUUUUCCUUUGGAACUCCAUUAUUCGAGCUUACUCACAAGCUCGUCAAAUGGGUGAUGCAGUUUCGCUGUUCUACGAGAUGCUGGGAUCUGAUACGAUGCCUGAUAACUUCACGUACGCGUGUUUGGUUCGUGGGUUUUCGGAGAGUUUCGAUUCCAAGGGGCUGAGACGUGUUCAUGGCGGCGUGAUUGUUUCCGGUCUUGGAUUCGAUCAUAUUUGCGGCAGUGCAGUUGUGACAGCUUACUCGAAACUCUGUCUUGUUGGUGAAGCAACUAAGGUAUUUCAUUCGAUACCGGACCCAGAUGUCGUUCUUUGGAAUGCAAUGAUUUCUGGUUAUGGAAGCUGCGGAUUCUGGGAUAAAGGAAUCAGUUUGUUUAGUUUGAUGCUGCAUCUUGGAAAAAGACCGGAUUUUUACACCAUGGCAGGCUUGACGGCCGGUUUAUCGAAUUGUGGUUUGUUAAUCAUUGGUCAAUCUGUCCAUGGAUUCUGUUUGAAAGUUAAUCUAGAUUAUGAAGUUCAUGUCGGUAGUGCGCUAGUAAGCAUGUAUUCUAGAUGUAAGUGCAUUGAUUCGGCUUACCGCAUGUUCCUCACUGUCCCCGAGCCGGAUUUGGUUGCAUGGUCUUCCUUGAUAACAGGUUUUUCGAGAUGCAUGAAUCACAAGGAGGCAUUGUUUUGGUUUAGCAAGUUAAACAUGAGUUGUAAGAAGAAGCCUGAUUGUAUAUUAGUGGCUUGUGUAUUAGGGUCCUGUGCAGAAUUAUCAAAUCCAAUGCAGGGGAAAGAGGUACACGGUCAUGUUCUUCGGCAAGGAUUAGAACUGGAUAUAAUGGUUUGCACUUCUCUGAUAGAUUUCUACUCAAAAUGUGGUUCCCUAGAUUCUGCUAUCAAUGUUUUUGCUGGAAUGGCAGAGAAAAAUGUUGUUUCUUUUAAUGCCAUUAUUCUGGGUCUUGGCUUACAUGGAUUUGCCUCCAUUGCAUUUGAAAAGUUUAAGGAUAUGCUCGAGAUGGGAAUACGUCCUGACGAGGGUACUUUCUCGGCUCUCCUGUGUACUUGUUGCCACUCGGGCCUACUGGAUAAAGGCCGUGAGUUCUUGAGGAUAAUGAGAAAUGAGUUCGGUCUUGAGCCUCGGCCAGAGCAUCAUGUUUACAUGGUAAAGCUUCUGGGAAUGGAAGGGAAAUUGGAAGAAGCAUUUGGAUUCGUCUCAUCUUUGCAGGAACCGAUUGAUUCUGGCAUCUGGGGAGCGCUCUUGGCGUGUUGUGAAUCUCAUGGGGAUGCUCAUUUGGCUGAAGUUGUAGCCGAGAAGCUUUUCGAAAGUGAUCCGGAGAAAAGCGCUUAUAAAGUCAUGCUUUCUAAUGUGUACGCGAGACACGGGAGGUGGGAUGAGGUUAAAAUGCUGAGAGACGGAAUAUCAGAAAGCAAAGAAGGUAAAGUCCCGGGGAUUAGCUGGCAGAAGAUUCACUUGAUAGUUGCGGAGCAGGCGUUUCCUCCGGAGUUUCCUCAUUCGCAGCCGAUGAUGGCGUUCUAUCAUGGCAUCUCGGGCUCACAGAACGUUUAA
Molecule: messenger RNA, 1785 nt
Organism: Tarenaya hassleriana
Lineage: Eukaryota; Viridiplantae; Streptophyta; Magnoliopsida; Brassicales; Cleomaceae
Product: putative pentatricopeptide repeat-containing protein At1g64310
Exons: 2
Coding region: 31-1785 (584 amino acids)
Biological process (GO): RNA modification
Molecular function (GO): protein binding; RNA binding
Source: RefSeq, a predicted model, not a curated record